AUGAUCAACGCACUCGCUGCAUUAAGCUCAACACAAUAUUAUUUAUUCCGAUUCGUUUCUCCAGUUGUGAUCUUUUUAGGCACUGUAGGUUGCAUCAUAAACCUAACGGUGUUCACUCAAAAGAUCUUGAGAAAAAACACAUGUUCAGUGUAUUUUAUCGCAUACAAUAUUGGUAACUUUAUAUACAUUUAUGCUGCGCCAUUUUACGUAACAUUGAACGUCGGCUAUAGUAUUGAUGCGAGUAUUCAAUAUCUGGUUCUUUGUCGUCUACGGUUUUAUACCACAGUUCUGCUCAAUUGUUUGUGCUCAUUUUAUUUAGUAAUGGCUUCUAUUGAUCGAGUCUUAAUCACUUCAUCAAAUGCUCGUACACGACAGAAAAGUACUCUUCGUAUGGCUUAUGUGUGUGUAAUCGGAGGAAGCAUAUUUUGGGCAUUGUUUCAUUCUCACGUGUUGUUUUUAACAAAUAUCAUACAAAUUAUUCCUAACGUUUUUCAAUGCUAUUCAGAACAAGGUAUUUAUCGAGUUUUUCUUAGCUAUUAUGUGCUUAUCAAAGAAAUUCUGGCACUUGUAUUACUUAUAAUGUGUGGAUUGCGAUCGGUAAAGAAUAUUCGACGUAGUGUACGUCGUAUUGAAGAUGCUACCGGUGCACUUUCAAGGACAGCUGCUGGAGGAAAUAGCACACAUUCUACUGUAGCAAGAGACAGACAACUUGCGUUUAUGUUACUGAUGGACAUCCUGAUCUAUGGUCUAUUCUGUUCAACCUUUGCGAUUUUUCUUCUCUAUCAACAACUAACACAAUACAAUGUGAAAAGUCCGGUGCAAAUACAAAUUGAAAGCAUUGUUAGAAAUCUUGCUCAAUUCGCUGCCAGUAUUCCAGUUUCUACAAGUUUCUACACGAAUAUGAUAGCGUCGAAAACAUUUCGAAAUGAAGUUAAGAAAGCAUUUUCAUGGACGCGGAUUUUGUGCAUUCAAAAACAUUGA
Adineta ricciae is the source of this 981-nucleotide messenger RNA. Lineage: Eukaryota; Metazoa; Rotifera; Eurotatoria; Adinetida; Adinetidae. The record is from the annotation of a GenBank genome assembly.